Messenger RNA from Cheilinus undulatus (humphead wrasse), 1484 nucleotides. It is a transcript of the gene abhd4, whose product is annotated as abhydrolase domain containing 4, N-acyl phospholipase B. The record is from RefSeq and is a predicted model, not a curated record. Gene Ontology annotation, cellular component: lipid droplet. The coding region runs from base 137 to 1243 and encodes 368 amino acids. The transcript has 8 exons. NCBI's taxonomy places the organism in Eukaryota, Metazoa, Chordata, Actinopteri, Labriformes, Labridae. Gene Ontology annotation, molecular function: phosphatidylcholine lysophospholipase A1 activity.
UGAUCGAGGAAUGUACUUGUUACAAAACAUAACAAACAAGCCGAUUGUAUUGUUUUAUCAAAGCAGAGACGGUAAAGCGCGUGGCAAACAUUAAUACUCCUUUUAAUUGGAUGUAAUCACCGGAGUAUGUUCACCAAUGGAUCCAGCUACAACCGUACCGCCGUUACAGAACGAUUGUGAGACAGAGACUAGUUCUGUUUGGAGCUGGUGGCCCUCCUGGCGUCCGACCUCCAUGUCUCUUUUAAAGACUACAGAGUCCAAGAUUCUUGCAUGUAUUCAGAAUGACCUUUGGGCUAGAUUUGUCACUCUAUCAAACCAGGAUCGAAUAUGGACUCUUACGGUCACUAACAAGGCAGCGCAGAAACCUGCAGAACAAGCCACAAAGACUCCCCUGGUGAUGGUCCACGGUUUUGGAGGAGGGGUUGGCCUGUGGAUCAGGAACCUAGAGCCGCUGAGUCGCUCCCGGCCCGUUUACGCCUUUGACCUCCUUGGCUUCGGCAGGAGCUCCAGGCCUCACUUCCCCUCAGACGCUGUCAAAGCAGAGGAGCAGUUUGUUGAUUCCAUUGAGCAAUGGAGGCAAUCUGUUGGCUUGGAGAACAUGAUUCUGCUGGGGCACAGUCUGGGGGGAUACCUGGCUACCUCCUAUGCCAUCCAGUACCCGUCUAGAGUGUCUCACCUAAUCCUGGUCGACCCCUGGGGUUUCCCGGAGCGACCCAAGGCUCAGACCCAGCAGGCUCAGGGUCAAGGGGCAGACGUGGUAAAAAGACCACCCCCUCCUCGCUGGGUGAAAGCUAUUGCAGCGGUGGUCUCCCUCUUCAACCCCCUGGCUGUCAUCAGAGCAGCAGGCCCGUGGGGUCCGGGGUUGGUGAACAGAUUCCGGCCUGAUUUUAAAAGAAAAUUUGAAGAUCUAUUUGAUGACGACACAAUGACCCAGUACAUCUACCACUGUAACGCACAAACCCCGAGUGGUGAGGUGGGUUUCCGGGCCAUGUCAGAGUCUCUGGGCUGGGCAAAAAGGCCCAUGCUGCAGCGGGUUCACCUGCUGCCCCCCUCCAUGCCUCUCACCAUGCUGUAUGGAGCUCGGUCCUGGGUGGACAGCUCGUCUGGGGACAUGGUGGCCCAGAUCAGAGAAAAGGCCUACACUAAAGUGCAGCUGAUAAAUGAAGCCUCUCACCAUGUCUACGCUGAUCAACCAGAGACGUUCAACAGAGUGGUGGAAAAAAUAUGUAAUACUGUAAACUGACAGCCUGACUGUGUGUGAGUGAGCGUGUGAGUGUAAAGGCUGAGCGUAUGCAGGCAUUUCAUGUUACUUUUAGUAAAGUAAACUUUGCAUGUCAAGCAUUCUGACUGAAUCUGCGUCAGGGCCUAUCUGAACAUCAAGAGUGUGAUUGUAGAGUCAAUCAGCGGGUUAUUUUAUUCUGUUAAGGGCAUAUUUACAUUUAUAAGCUGAUAUGUUGAAAUUAGCAUUAAAGGAUUUAUUUAUA